CCGAUAAGAUAAGAUACUAAAGAACCACAGAUUUCUGUGAUAGAACUAAAUAGUAAAUUGUAGAUAGGCCAUAGCCCAUAGGCAGUUUAACGAGUUAACAGUGAAUAGUGAACUCUGACGACACAAUCGACGCAUGACCAUAUAUGGGAAGCUCGAAUGCUCAAAGCUGUCAACGGAGACUCCAACAAGUUAAACUUCGUUGUUGUUGUUUGUUAUUUUAGUUUUGAGUUGUGAACGAUAUUAUUUGAACGGCUGAGAUGGCGUUGACAGGCUGCUAUGCGUUUAUGAAACACGUAGUUACCCUCCUAAAUAUCUUGUAUUUGUCUUGUGGCCUAUUGUUAAUGCUACUUGCAGUAUGGAUGUGGGUAGAUCCAACAUUUUCUUUAAGUAUGGUACAAGAUGAGGCCAGUUACUAUACAGGUGUAUAUCUUAUUCUAUUCGUUGGAACAUUACUUCUAAUCGUUGGAUUUCUUGGUUGUGCAGCUGCAAUAAGUGAAUCUCAAUGUUCACUCGUUCUUUAUUUCUGUCUAUUACUAGCUGUUCUUGUAGCUCAAAUAUCAGCUGCUGUUUGGAUGUAUGCAAAUAAUGAUAAAUUAGUAGAAUUAGUUCGAUAUACUGUUAAAACAACUGUUCAAUCAGAGUAUGGCUCAAUUGAAGGCCGCACAGAAACAUUUGAUGCUAUCCAAAGUGGUUUUGAAUGUUGUGGUGCAUCAGGUCCAUCUGAUUGGGCUGGGAGCAAAUAUAAUAAUCCACAGACUGAAAGUCUAGGGCUUGCAAUAAGUUCUCCAGAACAAUCAUUUAAAAUUCCUGCUUCUUGUUGUAAAGGUGACCCUAAACAAUGUUCAGAAGCUUUAACAGCUGUAGCUUCAGGACCAAUAUCUGAAUUAAUAUAUUCUGAGGGAUGCACUGAGAAAUUAUUGUAUACUUCACGGAAGAGUAUGAUUAUAUUCCUUGUAUUAUUGGUGGCGAUUGGUUCAGUUGAAUUUUUUGGUUUAGUUUUGGCAUUAAUAUUAUGUUGUGCUAUAAGAGCAGUCAAUACGUAUAAAAAUUAAAUUCUGAUGUCAAUUAAUCAAACCUAACUUAUACAAAACAGUUUCAAAUGUUUUCUAAAAAUAUAAUUAAAAUUAUUUUGAAUUUGAUUAAUUUGCCUAUUGUUAUUGCUUUAUUAUUCAGUGACUAAUAUUUAAAUUUGAAUAAGUAAAUUAUUUUAUUUUAUCUUAUUCAGACAUACAUCACUGUAUGUAUGCGCUCCAUCUUUAAGUGUUC
This is a messenger RNA of Melanaphis sacchari, 1266 nucleotides long. RefSeq names its product CD9 antigen-like. Bases 258 to 1052 code for a protein of 264 amino acids. Gene Ontology annotation, cellular component: membrane. The transcript is spliced from 5 exons. The record is from RefSeq and is a predicted model, not a curated record. NCBI's taxonomy places the organism in Eukaryota, Metazoa, Arthropoda, Insecta, Hemiptera, Aphididae.